UUUUUUUUUUUUUUUGAUGCUACUUGUUUUUUUCCUUUCUCUGCGCACACAGACCGAUGUUUGGAGACCAGUGAUGUGUCAUCGGAAACAAAAGCGGGAACAAAUGCGUAAAUGAAGCGCGGUUCAGACCCAGUGGCUCCAGCGAGGUGGUUUUGGUGAAAAAAUAAGAGACAAGGAUGAAAUCCAGGAGUCAGGAUCAGAGUCUGUCUGACUCCAGAGAGCUGGACCGGUCCUACGACCCGCUCACAGGUAAUCCUCGUUCCAAACCCAACAAAAAGACAAUUAAACAACGCUUCCUCAAACUGCUGCCAUGCUAUCACUCCGGCUCCAGCCCUUCAAUUAAUCAAACAGGAAGUAUAACCGAUGAGGGGGAGCUAUCCACAGUCUGUUACAGACCCGAGGGGCUUGACAAUCUUGUCCAGCAGACCAAAUUCAGCAAAAAGGAGCUGCAGGUUCUCUACCGAGGAUUCAAAAAUGAGUGCCCCAGCGGUGUUGUGAAUGAAGACACGUUUAAAACUAUCUACUCCCAGUUCUUCCCUCUGGGAGAUUCAAGUAUGUACGCACAUUUCCUGUUUGAAGCCUUUGACACCCACAACAACGGACUGGUUAGCUUUGAAGACUUUGCAGUAAGUCUGUCCAUCAUCUUAAGAGGAUCCAUUACUGAUAAACUCAAUUGGGCCUUCAAUCUGUACGAUCUGAACAAGGACGGCUGCAUAACCAAAGAGGAGAUGACAGAUAUAAUGCACUCCAUCUAUAACAUGAUGGGGAAGCAUACAUACCCCAGCAUAAAGGAAAGCGCUCCAAAGGAACAUGUCGACAUCUUCUUCCAGAAAAUGGACAAGAAUAAAGACGGAGUGGUCACCAUUGAGGAAUUCUUGGAGACAUGCCAAAAGGACCAGAACAUCAUGCAGUCCAUGAACUUGUUUGAUAAUGUGAUUUAAAUGCUGACAGAUCAGAAUUAUCCUGCCCGUUAUGAGCUGUCAGUAAACAACAGUACCCCGCCUGAGUGGGGUUGGUGUUUCUGUUCCUGCAUCAAUGACCAGAGGGGGAUCCACUGCAAAGCCACUUCUUAGGAAACUACACUGAAGAGACUGAGUAGAAUGGGCUGGGUUUUAAAAUGUGAAAAUUACACAGUUAAAUUAGGAAUACCUUAAAAAGUUUGCUCUGACGAGACGAAGAAACGGACUGUGAUGUGUAACCUCUAAAUGCCUCUGCUAGGCGAACUAAAAGAAAAUCCUAGAUAUAAUCCUGAAGCAGCUCUGGUUUCUUCAUCUUCGCUCAUAGAAAAUAUGAGAACAUGUUUCUGUUUGCGCAUAUUCUACAUUAGAAAUAAAAACUGAAUGUACAGACACACCUUUGAACAAUGCAAUUGUGCUCAAAAUGUAAAUGGUUGGAAACUUUCUGCACUCACUGUCUGACUGGAGAUGUCUGUAAGCAUGCAAAGAAGCAAUAAUCUUACAAUAACCUUUGUAUCCUUACAAAACUUACCGUUCACAUUAACUUUAAAUGAAGAUUGUGUCUGCAUGAAAUGUGUUUUUACCAGCCACUGAAAUGUUCACUCAAAGUGUUUUUUAAAUGGAGAUGGGUACAUGAAUGAUGAGGUUGUUGAAUAAAAUG
Fundulus heteroclitus (mummichog) is the source of this 1617-nucleotide messenger RNA. Its product is annotated as Kv channel-interacting protein 2. Gene Ontology annotation, cellular component: voltage-gated potassium channel complex. Bases 177 to 941 code for a protein of 254 amino acids. Lineage: Eukaryota; Metazoa; Chordata; Actinopteri; Cyprinodontiformes; Fundulidae. Gene Ontology annotation, biological process: regulation of potassium ion transmembrane transport. The record is from RefSeq and is a predicted model, not a curated record. The transcript has 9 exons. Gene Ontology annotation, molecular function: potassium channel regulator activity; calcium ion binding.